CUUCGGGGCAUUAGGACCCAGAGGUUGCUGAGUGGAGGAGGCUGAAUCCCCCCUCCCGCUGUCAUCCUCGCUGCCUCUGCAGCUUUAUUCCUCAUCUCCUUCAAUGGUGACUGACUACCUCCCGCCCGGGCUGGCAGCCAGAGCGAGGCGGCCUCACUAGGACCGGUUCCCAGCGGCUCUAUGGCAUCUCCCAGGACUAUCACCAUCGUUGCCCUCUCGGUGGCCCUGGGGCUCUUCUUCGUCUUUAUGGGGACCAUCAAACUGACCCCUCGGCUCAGCAGAGAUGCCUACAAUGAGAUGAAACGAGCAUACAAAAGCUAUGUGCGGGCCCUCCCCAUGCUAAAGAAGAUGGGAGUCAGCUCCAUCCUUCUCCGCAAGAGCAUUGGUGCCCUAGAAGUGGCGUGUGGCAUUGUCAUGACACUGGUGCCUGGUCGCCCCAAAGACGUGGCCAACUUUCUUCUCCUCCUCCUUGUGCUGGCUGUGCUCUUCUUCCACCAGCUAGUGGGGGAUCCACUCAAGCGUUACGCCCAUGCCCUAGUCUUUGGGAUUCUGCUUACCUGUCGUCUGCUGAUUGCCCGCCAGCCUGAGGAGCAGCCGCCAGAAAAGAGGAUCCUGUCAGUGAAUGGGGAUGAGCAGCCACUCAUCUAUGAAGCAGCUCCUGAGAAAGGCAAAAUGAAGGUAUCCUAGUUGAGUGCGUGUGAGAAAUACGGACCCUCGAGGCAGCUCUCUCCAAAAUCACCCAGAAAUUUUUUUAUUUACCUAUUUAUAUUUUUUGUCUGUCUAAAUAAAGUUGCACUUGGGGUCUGAGAGACACAUGGUAUGUCUACACUGUAGUCUUGCUUUUGCUGCUGCCCUGUAAUGUAGAAAAAUACAAGCUAGCUUUUACCAGGACAGCUUGGAGGCAGUUAGCAGCCUGGCUGGAGUAGCGCUGGCCUCAGCAGGAGCUGCAAAACCAGCCUGAGAGCGUGGGCAAAGACUUGGGCCGGUAGUCAUGCUAACUCGGCACUGCUGCAGUGGAGAGUUUAGUCCCUGAGCAUCAGCUCCGAGCCCCAUGGCAGCUGAAACUUAGCCUGGAUGCACUUCUGCUACAUGGCAGUCUCGGCAACAGUGGCUGGGUAGAACAUAACCAGAGUGUCCCUGUGCUGGUUUGUGCGGCCCCAUCCACAAAUCUACAUUUCCUUUUCCAUAGUCAAGGGGGGAAAGGACCCUACCAAGCAUAAAAGUAACAUUGUGUUUGAGAGAGGGAUACCUUAGCCUUUGCUGCUUCUGUGCGCAGUCCUUUCUUUGGACUGGUUAUCCAGGGAAAACAUGGGAUGUGCUAUGUGCAUCUUCCUUGAUUUCCACACUUUGCAGAGGCUCUAAUACUGGAACAAUGGCCUGAUAACAGUAAUUUUUUGCCUGCUUCACAUGAGGCAAUGGCAUCUCUUUACCACUCUUGGCAGAGAGUAAGGAUCCCUGGUGAGGGGAUGGAGAGCAGAACUGCCCAAAGAACUCCAAAAUAUCUAUCUGCUGUUGGCAAAUAGCAUCAUGCUCCCUAUUUCCUUGCAAGAAAAAAAAUCCCUUUUUCCACAACUACUGCAACUUUAUAGAAUUGUCAGUUAUUGCUAACAGAUGAGAGUCUGAACAUGUCUCAUUGUUCAUCCCACAUACAGCUUCAGUGAGCUGGGGAAAGUCCUGUCACCAGAGCCUGAAUCCCUGUGUUGCAUCUGAAAUCUUACAGAGUAUCAUAAGAAGCAUGUGUUACCUCUGAGUUUGUUUUUCUUGAUGUUUGUCUGUUUUCAGGUUUUCCUUAUUUUCUUAAUUAUUCAUGAAAAUAAACUGUUUGAAAUUUGGAGAAA
Messenger RNA from Gymnogyps californianus (California condor), 1838 nucleotides. RefSeq names its product transmembrane protein 35A (gene TMEM35A). Gene Ontology annotation, biological process: positive regulation of protein localization to cell surface; chaperone-mediated protein complex assembly. NCBI's taxonomy places the organism in Eukaryota, Metazoa, Chordata, Aves, Accipitriformes, Cathartidae. The transcript has 2 exons. Bases 181 to 687 code for a protein of 168 amino acids. Gene Ontology annotation, cellular component: endoplasmic reticulum. Gene Ontology annotation, molecular function: acetylcholine receptor regulator activity. The record is from RefSeq and is a predicted model, not a curated record.